AUGUUUUCGUCCAGCGUCAGCAAGGCCGCUUCCAAGAAGUAUCUGCGAAACUCGGACAUAUACGACAAGAUGCUCCCUGACAACAGCAAGUAUUUAGAAACACUUGCCGUUUGGAAGACACAGGAGUAUUCGAUUGGCAAAGUUGAGCGUGCCAUGAAGAAGCUUGACAGAGAUUCGGACGAGAUCACAUACAUCACAAACGGGUACAAGGCGUUCCUCGAGAGUGGCAAUGUACGGUUGAAAUAG
This is a messenger RNA of Phytophthora nicotianae INRA-310, 246 nucleotides long. RefSeq lists its product as hypothetical. Lineage: Eukaryota; Oomycota; Peronosporomycetes; Peronosporales; Peronosporaceae. The record is from RefSeq and is a predicted model, not a curated record. The transcript has a single exon. Bases 1 to 246 code for a protein of 81 amino acids.